Messenger RNA from Rhodofomes roseus, 1398 nucleotides. RefSeq lists its product as uncharacterized. The transcript is spliced from 2 exons. Lineage: Eukaryota; Fungi; Basidiomycota; Agaricomycetes; Polyporales; Fomitopsidaceae. The record is from RefSeq and is a predicted model, not a curated record. Bases 423 to 1004 code for a protein of 193 amino acids.
UCCGGACAAGAACCGCCGCCAGGCGGAACCUAGGUCGAUUUUCGGACACAGACCGUCCAAAUCUUGUGAAAUUCGGUCGGACAAAAACUCGAGACCUGCCGACCUAGGCUUUAGAGGGAUUAUCAGGGGUCCUGCAAGACCGUGCAAUUCACUACGAUGCGGGCGUCACAACACCUGCCGUCAUUGAUGGCGCUCCGGGCACGCGGCGGUGGGCACGCUGGGAACUCGAAGCUUCGAGCGGCGCAGAGCCGGGCUCGGAGUAGGUGUACUGUAUGUAUUGGGAGCUGGGCACCUAGCGGCGAGAAUGCUCCUUGGGCGUAUAUAAGGCCCAGAAACAGACAUGAUCCUCAGCGAACGACGAUACCUACGACUUGACACCAAUCACAACUGCGACAAUACUCAUCACUCACUUCAUAAUCAACAUGAUCUCACUUGCACUCACCACUCUCGCCGCUGCCCUCUUCGCUUCGGUCGCUGCGAAUCCCAUCAAGGCGCGGGACUUCUCUGGCCCUUCGGGCUUGACACAGUUCCAGCUGAACACUGUGCCUAACGGCGACAACGACACCUACUCCGGGUGGUGGCCCGUUGCCUUCCACACCGGCGCCGGGGAAAACGCAGCGGUGCUCACCUCGAACCAGAGCGAGACCCUCACCUGGCAGUUCAACAGCACGACUGGCGACGUGUACUGGCUGACGUCGAACGGGCCGAACGGGGGAGACAUCCCCUGGUCCAUCGGCUUCGUGGAGGGGGCGCCGUACGAGAGCGACGCGCCCGCAGGCUACAAGCUCGUCACGAUCAACGCCGGCUGGAGCAAUGCGGGCUUCUCGUUCGACGGGGACGUCCUCCCGAACCCGCCUGGCUACGGCACGUUGGCGGCGUGCUAUGUCAACGGGACGGCGCCGUACUGGAGCGUGGGCCCCCAGGUGCAGCUGCUGUGGAGGCCGGAUGAUGUUCCGGUUGGGGACUGUGCGGAUGUGCUGCUGAAGGCUGUGUCGGUCGAGUAAGGCGAAUCACUUGGUGCACGCGAGGCCGCCUGGGCCCUGCCUGGCACUGGGAUCAUGGGUUUGAAGAAGAGAGGACGGACGUUUGACAUUCUUGAGACACGUAUUCGGGCUUUGGGGAAGGACUUACUACAAUAGUUGAUCCUUGUGAUGCAUAGUCAGCCUACAUGUAUACGGCAUACCUAGCUUCGAAUGGUAGACCGUGAUAAUCGCCAGUGAUGGUGAAGUUGUAUGAAGUGUCAGUUGCGUACUAGACAUGAGUUUCUCUGAGGACCAGUUAUGCACACAUCGCUGGCACAUGCACAGACUGCCCUAGGCGGACAUUUCGACUCGUUGGGUUGUGUCGAGGCAGGACAUUGACCGGGUCGGUAUGGCAGUGACGAAAGAGGAGAUGGUU